UUACAUUUCACCUUAACAUUUAAACUGUAUUUAUUUAUCUCAGCGUGUUUGGUAACUCAAAAUAUCUACAACCUGCACGCGUCUGACCUGAUACCAAGAUAUCCUUUGCAUUGAUUCAGUUCCAGAAUAAUGCCCCUGCAGAUUAUUGAAGGGAUGUCCAGCAGGAAGCGGAGACCGAACUGGACAGACCAGGAGUGUAUUCUUCUUGCUCAGCUGAUGCAAGAGAGGAAAGACAUAAUCAGAGGAAAGUGCAGCACUGGAGUAUCAAUACAAGAUAAAAGACAAGCCUGGGAAGAGAUAGCCCAAGCCAUUAAUAAUGCCUUUCCACAGAUUCAGCGCACAGUGUCUGACUGUAACAAAAAGUGGGAAAACCUGCUUGCAAAGUCAAGGGAAGAGAUCAAACGACAGAAAAGGCAAGCGGGUGCAGGAGAGGGCCUGUCCCUAGAACACCUCAGUACUGUGACCAAACUAGUGAUUUCUGUUAUGAAUCUCUCAGACAUACUACAACAUGACAGUGAAGACUCUCCAGCUGUACAGAUGAUGGAAAAUCAACAAAACAGCUGUGAUAAAGAUGGACACGACCACACAAUAGCGGAAAGAUUUGCAGAAAAACAUCAACUGACAGAUCUUGAGCUUCCAGCAUAUGCUGCAGAUCUAACCGCUUCUCCACCUGAACAAAAACUAACUGCUUUCACUAACAUCCCUAAAUCACUCGCAGUGCAGUUUAGUAGUCCUCGUUCUGCCAUCUUCAUUGCCUCUGGAGGUCAGUCAGAUUCUCCCUGCUCUGUUUCUACGCCUUCAGCAAAUUGCACAACUUUACAAGAGAGAUCGGAUUUGGAAAUGUCAGUGUUAAAAAGACAAGAAGCCGUCCUCAAGCUGCAAGAGGAAUAUUAUACACUAAAGAUUAAGCUGCUGAAGAAACAAGUGGAAGACCCACCUACUAAGGACUGAAGGAGUUAGAUGACAACCUGUUCUACCUGUGAAAUGCGACCAACAAAAACACAGUGUUAUGAUUAGUCAAUUUUAAUGUUGACAUUUGUAUUGUGCAAGUGAAUGAAUUUAUCAUUAUUAUUAUACUCAUCUGUGUGUUGAAAUGUGGUUAAACACUAAAAACAGGACAUUUCAUUCAGUAUUAAGAAUAUGUAAGAAAUGCCACUGCUGUCUUUAUCACUUCCAAAAAACACAUACUGAUGCUACCUGGUCAGUUGUUUACAUUAACUUCAUCCACUCACUCACUUUUUUUCCAGUUGGGAAUGCCAAGUAAGCCUUUUUUUACAGCUGUGGUUUUGACUUGUCAUAACAGGAAAGGUGCAGGUGUAAAUAAUAACAGUAGUGAUGGCUCUGUUCCAUUUAGGUGUUCCUGUAAGCAGUGCCAGAGAGUCAGCAUGCACAAU
This is a messenger RNA of Scomber japonicus (chub mackerel), 1394 nucleotides long. RefSeq lists its product as uncharacterized. NCBI's taxonomy places the organism in Eukaryota, Metazoa, Chordata, Actinopteri, Scombriformes, Scombridae. Gene Ontology annotation, cellular component: nucleus. The record is from RefSeq and is a predicted model, not a curated record. The transcript is spliced from 4 exons. Bases 130 to 951 code for a protein of 273 amino acids.